Molecule: messenger RNA, 909 nt
Organism: Fraxinus pennsylvanica
Lineage: Eukaryota; Viridiplantae; Streptophyta; Magnoliopsida; Lamiales; Oleaceae
Source: the annotation of a GenBank genome assembly
AUGUUAGUAGACCUUCGGGGGAAGACGAAUCAUCCUCUCUCUCUCUACUCCUGUCCAAUCGUUGAUGAUAAUCAGAUGGCUUUAAUAGAACUGGCUCAUGAAACUGAGGUUACAAGAUUUGAACUGUCUGAUAAUAUCAAGACCCAGAUUGCUAAUCAUCCUCUGUAUCCUAACCUAGUAUCUGCCUACAUCGAGUGCAGAAAGGUGGGAGUACCACCAGAAAUGGCUUCACUUCUUGAAGAAGUCAGCAAAGAAACCCACCCCACCAUUUCUAAUGGAGCUGACCCUGAACUUGAUGAAUUUAUGACAUCUUAUUGUGAGGUUCUACACAGAUACAAGGAGAAACUGUCAAAGCCAUUUGAUGAAGCGAAAUCGUUUUUAAGCAACAUCGAGUUUCAGCUCCGUGAUCUCUGUAAAGAUACCUUUGCCUCAACCACCACAUCUUUAAACUACCAUUCUGCAGAUGAUGGGAAUGCUACUUUGGAUGAGGAUGUAAGUUGUGAAGUGGAAGCAACUGAAAGUCAAGAAUCUCUUGGUACCCUUCAAGGUGACCAUGAACUCAAAGAAAUGCUAAUGCGCAAGUACAGUGGCUACCUUAGCAGUUUGCGCAAGGACUUCUUGAGGAAAAGGAGAAAAGGAAAACUCCCGAAGGACGCAAGGAUGGUAUUGGUAGACUGGUGGAAUGCACACUACAAAUGGCCAUAUCCCACGGAAGAGGAGAAAAAUAGGUUAUCAGAAAUUACGGGAUUGGACCAGAAGCAGAUCAACAAUUGGUUCAUAAACCAGAGGAAGCGACACUGGAAGCCGUCUGAAGACCUUAGAUUUGCUUUCAUGGAAGGUCCCAGUAAUGGCAUAUCAGAACCCAUGUAUUUCGAUGCUGCUGGAGGAACUGGAGGCAUUGGCACUUAA